AUGGGUGGAGUCGGCAAGACAACCCUUGCUCGAAUGCUUUACAAUGACCAUAAGGUGGAAGAACAUUUUACACUUAAAGCUUGGGCUUGUGUUUCAGAAGACUAUGAUGCUAUUAGGGUAACUAAAACUCUUCUUGAGUCAGUCACCUUAAAGCCUUGUACAACGACAGAUCUGAAUUUGCUUCAAGUUCAACUAAGAGAACAACUGAAGGGAAGAAAAUUUUUAUUUGUGUUGGAUGACAUAUGGAAUGAGAAAUAUACUGAUUGGAAGUGCCUCCAAACUCCUUUUACUUCAGGGGCAAGGGGAAGUAAAGUCAUUGUAACAACAAGGAACAAAAAUGUAGCAUCAAAAAUGCAAAAUGUUCCUAUUCAAUCCCUGGAACCAUUAUCCCAUGAAGAUUGCUGGUUGUUACUUGCAAAACAUGCUUUUGGAAAUGAAAACUCUAGUGCACAUCCAAACUUGGAAGAAAUUGGCAAGCAAAUUGCACGCAAGUGCAAUGGGUUGCCUUUAGCUGCACAAACACUUGGCGGUGUGUUACGGUGCAAACUAGAUUUCGAGGCAUGGAACAGAGUAUUAAAUAGUAGCAUUUGGGAGUUACCUUACGAGAAAAGUGAUAUUCUUCCCGCUCUAGGAUUGAGUUACCAUUAUCUUCCAGCCAAGUUAAAACGAUGCUUUGUUUAUUGUUCAAUUUUUCAAAAGGACUAUGAAUUCAAUAUAGAAGAUGUGGUUUUUCUUUGGAUGGGAGAAGGUUUAAUUCACCAAGUUGAGGAUGGAAAAAGCCUCGAAGAGGUUGCUAAGGAACAUUUUGAUGAAUUGUUAUCCCGAUCUUUGUUUCAACCGUCGGGGAAAUCAAGUUUCACAAUGCAUGAUCUCAUCAGUGACUUAGCUAUGUUCAUGGCUAAGGGAUUUUUUUCCAGGUUGGACGUGAGAGAAUCACAUGAAAUAGAAAGAGUUCGCUAUUUGUCAUAUGCAAGGGAAGAAUUUGAUGUUGCUCAUAAAUUUGACCCAUUAAAGGGAGCUAAGUGUUUGCGGACCUUCUUGCCUACCUCUUUGAAUCCAUACGAAAAGUGUUAUCUAAGUAAACAGGUUCUACAAGUUUUGUUGCCAUCACUAAGAUGUUUACGGGUCUUAUCAUUGUCACGUUAUAAGAAUGUCACUGUAUUACCUGAUUCUAUUGAAAAUCUCAUUCACUUGCGAUACUUGGAUCUCUCCUAUACUGCACUUGAAAGGUUACCUGAUGUUCUUUGCGGUCUUUACAAUUUGCAGACGUUACUAUUGUCACAUUGUUCCUCUCUUGUCGAAUUGCCUACAUAUAUGAGAAAAUUGAUAAAUUUACAGAAAUUAAUGUUAACAGGUUGCAAGUCUCUUACUAAAUUGCCCGUAGAUAUGAGAAAAUUGAUUAAUUUGCAUCAUCUUGAUGUCAGUGGAACUAAGAUUGUAGAGAUGCCAGUGCAAAUGGGUAGACUAAAAAGUUUGAGAACAUUGGCUGCUUUUGUAGUUGGGAAAUCUACUGGGCCGAGCAUUGGAGAAUUGAGGGAGCUCCCACAGCUUCGAGGAAAGCUUUCAAUAUUGAAACUGCAAAAUGUAGUUGAUGCUAGGGAUGCCUUGCAAGGCAAUUUGAAGGAUAAGAAAGAUCUAAAAGAGUUAAAGUUGAAAUGGAGUGAUGAGGAUGCAGAUGAUUCCCUAAAGGAGAAAGAUGUACUUGACAAGCUCCAACCUUGCGUGAAUUUGGAGAAACUAACUAUUAGAUCCUAUGGUGGAACCCAGUUCCCUAAUUGGUUAGGAGACUCGUCCUUCUCUAACAUACAAGUCAUGUGUCUCAAAGAUUGUAGUUACUGUUGGUUGAUGCCACCAAUUGGGCGGCUACCUGCUCUCAAGAAGCUCAAGAUAAAAAGGAUGAAACUUGUUAAGACGAUUGGUGUUGAGUUCUAUGGAAGAAAUGAAGGUUCCCCAAUUCAGCCAUUUCAAUCUUUGGAGAAGCUGCAGUUUGGGGAAAUGGCAGAGUGGGAGGAAUGGGUACCAAGUGGAAGUGGAAGUGGAGGUGAAUAUGGUCCAGACUUUCCUCGUCUCCAGGAGCUGAUUCUAAAAGAUUGUCCGAAGCUUAGAGGAAGCUUGCCCUUGGCUUGUCAUAUGCCUUGCUUGAAGAAGCUUUGGGUGACUGGGUGUGGGGUUUUACAUGAUCAAAGGGCCACCACUACUACUACUUCUAGUUUUAAAAUGGACUCCUACAAAUCUCUUGAAGAAUUGUUUAUCGGUGAUGUAUACGAAACAGGUCUGUUAUCGUUCCCAGAGAUACUAUUGCCCAACCUCAAUCGUCUUCAACAUUUGAGUCUCUGUGAUUGCCCAAACCUGUUGUCAUUCCCUGAAGAUGGUCUACCUACUACGUUGACAUCGCUUGAGAUAGUCAAUUGUAGGAGAUUAGAAUUCCUACCUCAUCAGAUGAUGGCCAAGUUGACCUCGCUUGACAAUUUGCAGAUAUAUUAUAGCUGUGAUUCAAUGAGGUCCUUUCCGUUGGGCAUUUUUCCCAAAUUGACGUCGCUUUACAUUUGGGAGUGUGAGAAUCUGGAAUCCCUUUCCGUUGAAGAAGGAGUUGUUGAGAAUCUCAGUCAUCUCAGAACUUUGUAUAUCACAGGCUGUCCAAAGUUGGUGUGUUUUCCGGGAGAAUUGCCCGCUCCCAACUUGAAUGACUUUACAGUCCGUGAAUGCCAGAAUUUGCAGUCAUUGCCCGAACGCAUUCACACCCUCACAGGUCUUCAACAUUUGGGGAUAAGGGGUCUUCCAAAUCUUGAGUCAUUUGCAGAAGAUGGGGGUUUGCCUCCCAAUCUCCGAGUUUUUCGCCUUGAGAAUUGUGAGAGACUGAGGCCUUCAUCAGUGGGAGAGUACUGGGGUUUGCAAGGACUCGUCUCCCUUGAAGAAUUUAGCAUUGGUGGUAGGGGAAGUGGGGAUAUCUUGGAGACGUUGCUUCUGGAACAGCUGCUCCCUACUACUCUUCGCACUCUCCGCAUCUGGGGACUUUCAAGUAUGAAAUCUUUGGAUGGUAAGGGACUUGGACACCUCACUUCUCUUCAAAGCCUACAUAUUAGUGGGUGUGACAGUAUCCAAUUCCUGCCAGAAGAGGGUUUGCCUCCAUCUCUUUCUUUCCUGAGAAUCUCCCAAUGUUCUGCCCUGGAGAAAAGACGAAGUACUGUUUUUGGAUAUUUCACUCUCAACUCUGAAAUCAAAGUCAGACUUGAGAAGUUUUCCCAUUUUUGGAGGUCAAAGCAACGUGUGAAGGCAACCAUGAAUGAUCUCAGAGUCGAUGCUGAUGGUGUAAUCAUAGAUGUCAUCUUAGCUGCUUACUUCACU
Messenger RNA from Prunus avium (sweet cherry), 3345 nucleotides. The record is from RefSeq and is a predicted model, not a curated record. NCBI's taxonomy places the organism in Eukaryota, Viridiplantae, Streptophyta, Magnoliopsida, Rosales, Rosaceae.